GUUAUUAUGGAAUAUUGUAUAUUAUUGACUGUCGCACCAACUUCCGUCGCGCGACAACGUUGCCGUGUUCUGUGUGCAGGAGCCAUCAGUGAGCGAUUGUAGUAUUGAAUACACCAAUGCACUAUCGUAUCUGUGAUCUGUGUGCCAGCAUAUCGAUGAUUGAUUCUUUUUGUUUCGGAUUCCUAACCUCUCGCUCAGAGGAGCAUCAAGUGUUUUAUUCAUUAUUUUCUCCACAAAACUAUAAUAGAAUGGAUAACAGUGUCAAUUAAUAAAUCACAAAGUGAAUAAUAUGCCGACAGAAGAUUAUCUACAGCUAUUUUCUUCUAAUCUUUGUGGAAAUUUUAGACGAAGUACGUCAUAAUAGGAAAUUGCUCACGAAUAACCAUAACACCGCUUCAAUUGCUCAUGAAAAAUUUGCAAGUAUAAUAAAACAGUAACAAUGGCGUAUUCCGUGAAUAUUUCUAUAGAAGCGCCGAUCGAAAACCAGAUACAAGAAAUCUCCUACGAUGGACAAGAAAUUUACCAAGCACCUCUUACAUUAUCAGAGAACCUGGCAAAAAUUGCUCAAAAGAUUGACUUCAGCAAAACAAAUGGUGAUGAGAUAAGCAAGGAGCAAUUGGAGGGUGGUGAAAAGAACGAAGAGGAUCAAAAAGAUUCAGCCUCAUUUCAGUCCUCUUUGUGGCCAUGGGAUAGCAUUAGGAAUAAAUUAAGGAAUGCAUUAACAGAAGUUUGCGUGUUAGCCGAUGUGCUUGCAAUAGCAAAAGAGAAAAAUUAUAUGGUGCUAGAUCCAGUACCUCAAGAAUCAGUUGAGGUAAAGCCUAUGAUGCAAGUAUAUGCUAGGAAGAAGGCACUGACAGGAGCAGGGAAUCUUAUCAUUCAUGGGGCCCAAAGACUGCAGAAUAGUCAAGCCGAAUUAACCAAAAAUAGAUCCACUCCUGACUUUCAUAUAGAAUUAUUGAGAUUACGACAAAAUUGGCGUUUGAAGAAAGUGGCAAACUCUAUCAUUGGUGAUCUCAGUUAUCGAACUGCUGGCUCAAAGUAUACACAGACGGGCAUGUUCGAGGUUACCAAAGCUGAGGAUGAGGAAAGAAAUAGUAAUAGUCCGCCAGUAUCUCCUAACGCCGGUAGCAGCACAUCGGGACAGCCUCACGGUCCCUCAAAUUCAAAGGCUUCUGCAUUGCGAGUAACCAUACCCAGUGAGCUUCAAGGCGUUGCUUAUAUCGAAGUAUUGUGUCAGAAAGAUCAAGAAGAUCUUUGCAGCGCAAAUAUAAGUCUGCUUAAUAGCAGUGCAAAUAGUUCAAAUGCGGAUAUGCAUUGGCAGCAGAAAUUGGAAGCAGCGCAGAAUGUGCUAUUUUGCAAAGAGCUGUUUAGUCAAUUAGCGCGGGAAGCUGUACACUUACGCGCGCCUAUACCUCAUAUGGUUGUAGGAAAUCAAAUAAUGGCUACGGUACUUCCCGGAAUUCAAUUAAUAAUUGGCUUAUGCCACAGUACAGGCAACGACAAAAAACCCACGGCUCCACCGCCGCACAAAACGGACCACGAUCACGUGUUAGAGCAUUCUCUGCACCAACUGCUACGCGAAGUACAUCACAAAAACACACAUCAUCCAUUGCCUCAUCCUUCGUCUGGCCCGCUUGGUCCCAGUAAACGUAGAUGCUUAGCCGGCCCCACUGCAGCCGAUAGAUACGAGCUUCUAGAAAUGGCAAAAAGUCAAACGUUGUUAGAGCAGAUUAUUCAACAGGCGCAACAUUUCUUUAUGCGUUUACGUACAGAAUAUGUAUUAGAUACGAUAGCGAAGGAAGUCAAAGAUCCCCUCAUCGUUUCACAUUGGAAUGCUCUCAAUUCGCCGACGCAGUCCUGUGUGAAGAUUAAUAUCCUCACGCACGGGUACGACAGUGUGUGCCGGACGUCGCUAGUCGUCCAUGUCGGCGAAAAAUCGUUGAAAUGCGUUUGCCGCGACGGCAGAGUUAUGCAUAUGAGUUACGAACCUCAGGAAUUGAGGGACUUAAUUUUUUGUCAGAUUUAUCAGCAUCAGAUAACUGCAGUGCAAGCUUUGGCCAAAUGCAUGGGUUGGCAGUUUUUAGCAAACAGUUCACAUCUUGGUGUAGGUUCAGUGGAACCUCUAGGAAAUGCCAGUAGUUGUAUUCUAGCCUCACCAAUUGGGGACAGAAUGAUAGCUGUACGAUGUGAACCACAAACUGGCGUGCAGGUGUCCAUUGCUCAUUCGCCUCGAAAGGAUUUCUUCCCAGGCCAACUGGUUCGAGAGAGGAAAUGGGAGAAUCUGGGUGGCUCUUUCAAGGAAGUCAGAUGGGACAAGAUGGAAGGGAAAAAUUUUCUCAACAAAAUGGAGUUACUCAUGGCUUCCUUAACAAGUUCUUAAGUAAUGCAAAAUUAUCGGCAAAGAUAAAUCAAUUUUUUCAAGAUGACACUCGUAACAAUCUUGUUUUUAAAAUAGUUCGAUUUCGCACGUAAAAUAUAAGACGUUUUAUUAUAAUAAAACGGAUUUUGAUUUUAUAAAGAA
This is a messenger RNA of Odontomachus brunneus, 2521 nucleotides long. RefSeq names its product mediator of RNA polymerase II transcription subunit 17 (gene MED17). The record is from RefSeq and is a predicted model, not a curated record. Gene Ontology annotation, cellular component: mediator complex; core mediator complex. The coding region runs from base 440 to 2380 and encodes 646 amino acids. Lineage: Eukaryota; Metazoa; Arthropoda; Insecta; Hymenoptera; Formicidae. Gene Ontology annotation, molecular function: transcription coregulator activity. The transcript has 8 exons. Gene Ontology annotation, biological process: regulation of transcription by RNA polymerase II.